Phalaenopsis equestris is the source of this 3417-nucleotide messenger RNA. RefSeq names its product protein NETWORKED 2D. The coding region runs from base 254 to 2932 and encodes 892 amino acids. The transcript is spliced from 2 exons. Gene Ontology annotation, molecular function: actin binding. The record is from RefSeq and is a predicted model, not a curated record. Lineage: Eukaryota; Viridiplantae; Streptophyta; Magnoliopsida; Asparagales; Orchidaceae.
GGUUGGCCGGACACCUCCGCUUGCAUCGCUCCUCCUCGAAAUCUCGCCGUCCUCCCGGAGAAGUCGAGAACGUCAUGCCUGACAUUUCUCUUUCCCACCCCAGACAACCUAUUCCCUCUUCCUCUCUCUUCUCCCUCUUCUCCUUCUCUCCCUUCUUGUCAGAUGAUCUCCGCCUUCUGAUCCGUCGAGCUUUACGCCUCAUUGAAGUCUGGAAAGCUGAAGACCUAAAGAGAAGGAGAGAGCGGAAGGAGAAAUGCUGCGGAGAGCAGCGAGCAACGCUUAUUCCUGGUGGUGGGCGAGCAACAUCCUCACCAAGCAAUCCAAAUGGCUUGAUGCCAACCUCCAUGAAAUGGAGGAGAAGGUGAAAACCAUGAUCAAGCUCAUAGAAGUGGAUGCCGACUCCUUCGCGAAAAAGGCAGAGAUGUAUUACCAGAGGAGGCCAGAACUAAUCAGAUUUGUCGAAGAUGCUUACAAAACUUAUAAAGCUCUGGCGGAUCGGUAUGAUCGCAUAUCCGGCGAACUCCUUAAGGCCAACCAUACCAUUGCAUCAAAUUUCCCCGAUCAAUUCCAGUCUUCAAUGCAAGAUGAUGAAGAAGAUGGCCCUCCAAAAGCUUUCACAGACAUUGAUAUCAGUAAGUCCAACAAGCCACCGACCGGGGAGGCGCCGCAGAUCAGUUUUAGAAACAAAAGCAAAGAUACAUGGGCUGCCUCAAAGAAGCACCAUAAGAAAGUUAUUUCUCAUGUCACGAAGGAGAAUGCACAAAAUGAAGUUGACAGGCUUCAGAAAGAAAUCCUUGUUCUCCAAACUGAGAAAGAAUUUGUUAAGAGUUCUUGUGAAAGUACCGCGGCGAAAGUAUGGGAGAUUGAAAACCAGAUCACUGAUUUACAAGGUGAGGUAUGUGCUUUGCAGGGCGAGUAUAGCGUGAGUUCUAUGAUUGAUGAUAAUGAAGCCCGGGCAUUAAUGGCAGGCACGGUAAUCAAAUCAUGCGAAGAAAGCCUAGUCAGCUUACAGCAGCAACAGAAGAAAUCAGGAGAGGAAGCGGAGAUGGAAUAUAGAAGAAUCAGUGAAGUUAAAAACAGAAUAAAGUUUCUCAUGGAUGAAAACUGCUCGCCAGAAAUGGAGGAGACCGUCGAACAAGAAAAAAGUAAUAAGGGGGUAGAGGGUUUUCAACUUAAAAAUGAGGGGCUGGACCUGCACGCUGUGUGCACACCGGUGAAGCAGUUGUUCCAGAUGGAUUCCGACACAUCAACUGUUGAGCUCGCUGAGAAGAUUGAUGAACUUGUGGAAAAAGUCUUUACGUUGGAGGGAGCAGUUUUAUUGGAGACAGCACAAUUACACAGGCUAAGAUCAGAGACUGAUAUGCUUCUCAAGUUCUUCCGAAUCAUCGUAGAAGAUAAAGCUAAUAUGUUUGUUGAUUCAAACAGCUUGAAUGUGAGGCUGAGGCAGGCAGAAAAUGAAUUGCAUGGAGUUCAGGAGCUUGAGAAAAUCAUGCAUCAUGAGAAAGGGAUCUUACAAACUCAUUUUCUAGAAGGUUGCAAUAGUCUUAAUUCUAUGUCAGAAAAAAUGGAAUCUUCCAGCCUUAAGGAGAAGGAUGGUAGCCCUGCGGCCUCAAAUAUUGAAAGCUUGGAGAAGAACAAAAAGGUUAAAGAGGAGAUCAUGGAUGAAGGAGGUGAUGCAGUAAAUGAGGAAGAUGAGGUUCUUGGGAAGCAGGAGGUUGAGCAAGAUAAAAAGGAUCUGUCAGAGUUUGUUAAGUCAUGGAUGGUGAAGAUAGAACAACAGAACGCAAUGAUUUCAUCUUUAUUGAAGGAUUUGGAGUCUGAUGACAGGGAUAAUAUUCCAGACAUACAGAAGCUAUUGCAUAACAGACCAGAAGGCAGACAAAAUAUGCUACUGUAUGGGUAUUCUUCAAUUCUCCACAAGUACAAAGACACAAAGAAGAGGCUAGCGGAGAUGGAGAAAAAGAACCAAGAAUACCAUUUUGAGACAAUGGCUCAGAUUCAGGAGCUGAAGAGCGAGAAUGCUGUGAAGGAUCAGGAGAUCAGAGACUUGAGGAGGAAAUUGCUCCAUCACACUUCUUCCAAGGGUGCAACAACCUCUCAGAAUGAAAUGAUUGAAGAAGAGAAUGGAAGCUCCAUUCAAAAACUCUCAGUCAAUCCUGCCGAAAUUGAAGAAGAGAUCAAACUAUGCCAUUUAGAUCAGCAGAACUCAAAUUCAUCGAUCGAGGAAAAGUUCAGAACUGAACUUGACACUCUUCUCAAUGAGAACCUCAGCUUCUGGCUAAGAUUCAGCACCUCAUAUCAUCAAAUUCAAAAAUUCGACAUGUCAUUUAAGGAAUUGGAAGCCUGCGUGGAUAAGAUGAAGGAUCCCAAGGAAUAUAAAUCUGCUCCUGCAUCCCCAAUGCAUUCAUCAAAUAAGGAAACCACCCCGCCACUCGAUAAGAAGCUAAGGGAGCUCCAUGCAGAGCUCCAAGUUUGGUUGGAACAAAACGAAUUGCUGAAAGGAGAGCUUCAAUGCAGGUUCACAUCCCUCUGCAACAUCCAGGAAGAGAUUUCAAAAGCUUCGUCGGAUACGGAGGGUGACGAUUCCAAGUUUAGUCCAUACCUAGCGGCGAAGUUCCAGGGCGAACUGCUCAACAUGCAGCAAGAGAACAACAAAGUUGAUAUGGAAUUGCAAACUGGUUUGGACCAUGUGAAGGCUCUUCAGUCUCAGGUUGGGAAGGCUCUCUCUAAUCUGAGGGAGAGCUUUGAUCUCUCAGUUUCAGAUGGGUAUCAGCAGUACCAGAAUUUUAGGCACUGUUCCACAAGGUCUAAGGUUCCACUCAGAACUUUCUUAUUCGGGGAGAAACGAAGGAAGCCUUCUAUAUUCUCGUGCAUGAGCCCAGUCCUGUACAGGCAUCACAGCUUAGGUAAGUCUGGGUUCUCUAAACGAUGAGCAGAGAUUUUCUGGUGUUGGUGGUUUGGAUUUUUCUUCUUUUAACUUCCUUUUUCAAGUAAUGAGGGGAUGGCAGGUAUUCCAAUUAUAUUGUGGGCUAAUUUGGUAUAGUUUGUCUUAGAGAAAAGUUGAUGCUGAAGGUGCAAAUAAUUAAGGGGGUAGUUUGGGAUUAUUUUUUGUUUUUGUUUCUUGUAUUGUUUAUGUUUUUACUUAGAAUGAAGCAUGUUUGGUAUGUUAUAACAUGUUUUAAGUAUUUUUAAAAACACUCAAAAUAUAUAUUUUGAGUGUUUUUAAUUAAAAAACACACACAAAACAAAAGUUAACCCAAACAAACCCCAAGAAUUGAGGGCAGCUUUUCCGAGCAGCGUGUUAUGUUGUAUGCUAAGGAUUUGUAAGAAUUGUUAAUUUUUUGGUGGUUUUAAAUUAUGAAAGGCUGUUAUUGUAAUGAUAUUUUGCUUAAAAACGUUCAUUUUGGCACCUUAAAA